AUGACGGUGGAAGGACACCACGCCACGCCCUUCCACGAAACAGGAGACGAAGGUGAAAGCGAAGCGAACAAACUCUCCCGUGCCCUGAGCGACUAUAGUGAAGCCUCAGAUGCCAUCAGUGAGAUACGGAGUGAGGGCCAGGAGAACAAGAGUACGAAGAAGUCAAAGCGAAAACCCAGGCCGUUGGAAGGGAAAGAAGAGGUCGCCAACAGCAUGCGUCUGCUGAGCACACCAUCAGGCAAUGAGGCAGACGAUCUCACACCUGGAAGCAGAAGACGUGCUUCCAUUAGCCCUGCUGCUGGCAACUACAUCAAGGCUUCCACGAUGCCAGCACAAGAGGAGGAUCAGGAACAUCAUUCGAGGAUUUGGAAAUUUCUCACUUGCCUCACUUCUGAACACGUGCUGUCUAACAUCACGGGCGUGGUCGUGAUGAUCGAUGCAUUUCUCACUUGUUAUGACAUCGAUCAGCGGGCAGCUGGCGAAACACCGUCGACUAUUGUCGGGCUACUCUCGGAUGCCUGCUUGAUGGUGUACACGCUAGAGCUCAUCCUGCUGUGUAUAGCCAAUGGGGUACGUGUCCUAUGUGAGAGAUCCAAAGAUGUGUUAUUCAUGGUUGAUCUGGUAGUUCUCGUUUGUGGCUACGUCGAAUUGCUGCUUGAAGCAUUUGGAUUGGCCGAUUUCUUCGUGCAGAUCGGCAUGCUUCGGAUGCUGCGCGUUGCACGCAUCAUGCGCUUAACUCGGCUUUUGCGGAAGAGCUCUUCCCUGAAAGAGCUGAGACGCUUGUUAACAAUGAUGGCUACUUGCAUGAAAGCGCUGGCCUGGUCCUUUCUUAUGUGCUUUGGAGUUAUGACAUUCUGGGCGAUGCUGAUGGUCGAGGUCAUCCAUCCGACGUUGGUCCAGAAUUUGGCAAAUGAUGAGUUCGGGGACUGCGAGCAGUGCAUCCGAGCAACAUCGUCCGUCAUGUCUGCGAACUUGCUGCUGUUUAAGACAGUCAUUGCAGGUGAUAGUUGGGGCCUUAUUGCUGUUCCAGUGAUAGAGGCACACCCCUUCACAGCCUUCCUUUUUGUGGGCUCGCAGCUCACAUUGGUCUUUGGUGUUCUGAAUUUGAUCGUCGCAGUCGUAGUCGACACCUUUGCGGAAGCGAGAGCUCAUGACGUGUUGAACCUAGCGGAGGAGCUGGAACAGGACAUGAAGCUUGACAAAAUCAGUCUACGGAAGAUCUUUGACAGGAUCGAUGAGGAUGGUAGCGGAACUGUUACGAUUGACGAGCUUAUCGACGGAGCCCGGAAGGAUCCGGAGUUCCAAAGCAGGUUACAAGUUAUGGAUAUCGAUGAGGUUGACUUGCAGCAGCUCUUCGAGAUGAUCGAUACCGAAGGCUCAGGGCAAGUCCAUGCCAAAGACUUCAUUGGGCCGCUGAGCCGAUGGGUCCGCGACUCCAAGAUGACGGCCCCACGCUUCGUGAAGUACAACGUGAUGAGGCUCAUGCACCUGCAUACGGAGCACUCCCGAUCUGUGGAUCAGCGCUUUGAGAUGUUGGCGCAAAGAUUUGACGAGAUGCUGCUUGCCAUGAGACAUGGCAUGGGCGGCGACAGGACCAUAUCAGAAUCAAUCUCAGCAGGUUCGCUUAGCAUGCAGAUGAUGCAGUUCCGCAAUUCGGCGCCAGUGACGGAUCGUUUUCAGACCAACGAGGUGGAGGCUGUGGAGCAGCCAAAGGCAUCGCUGUCCACUUCAGUGUCGCUGUUGCCAGGCAGCGCGCGACCAGUUGAGCAGGAGUUGUUGGAGUCCAUGGAGGCCUUCAGGGCAGAUUUGCUGGAGUCUGUGAAUGCCCUCUAUUCUUCUAUUCUGCAGCGGAGAUCUCUAGAUGAGCUGCCUGAAAGUCGCCUUCCACGACGGCUGAGUCUUCCCUUGGCUUCUUCAACGAAGGAGCGUCAGCUGCCGCCUACCAGUGCAAGGUGUGCUUCGGGGCCAGCGCCAAGAGCAUGCAGCAAGACAUUUGGUGCUUGCAGCGAGCUGAACAGCUACGACACGGAUGAAGCGCCCGUUUUACACCCACAGCGGAGUUCGCUGGUUGGCCCCGUGCCAGAAUCUUUUUCGCAACGUCCCGGUUCCAGGGCUUCAUAG
Molecule: messenger RNA, 2121 nt
Organism: Effrenium voratum
Lineage: Eukaryota; Dinophyceae; Suessiales; Symbiodiniaceae
Source: the annotation of a GenBank genome assembly